UGACCCGGCUGUCCGCCUCCUAGUGUCAGCAGCAGCCUGCAGAGCGGCAGCGGCAGUGCCAGGGUCGCGGCGCUAUUUGGCAGCUGGUUCCGCGUGGGCGGGGCCCCUCCUGCGGUGGCUGACCAGGUCGUCCUGGUCGGCCCCGGUGAGUGUCCCCGGGGAGUAAGGCCGGCAGGUUGCCUGGGGGCAAGCCAUCCUUGCUCCGCCCUUUGCCCCCACCGCUCUCGGGCAAAGUCCUGCGGUAGAGGCAGGCGCUGGGGCCGCGAGUCGUAGACUCGGUUGCCAGAUACCCGGCCCCUAUCGUUCUCUAGUGCUCCAGCUGCCUGGGUUGCCAAGGCAACGGGCGAAGUCCCGCCCCUCCCUACUCGGAGAGGCGCCCGGGCUCCCCAGCCCACCACAAGAAGAGGUCCAGCGAGGAUGCUCCCCCUGGUGGGAACAUAGGCUAACGCCGCGUUGGAGGCGUGCGUCAGAAGCUGUUCCGGUCGGAAAGAAGAGAGGAGCCCGCUCUUCCUCUGCUCAGCUCCUAGCUCUCCAUCAGCACCGGAGGGGCUGCCACUGUCCACUCACCACCUGACCUGGGAGCCUAGGGGUGGAGGCUUGGAAAACAUCCCCAAGGCGUCUCAGAGAGGUCUACCGUGCUCCUCCCUGGUCCCACAUACCCUCAUACUUCAGCAUUUCCUCCAUGACGGAUGUUCUCCGUGAGCCCUCCUCCCAAUUAACAUCAGCUGGGACUAUGGUACAGACCUCCAUGAGCCGGUCCCAGGUAGCCCUGCUGGGCCUGGGCCUGCUGCUCAUGCUGCUACUGUAUGUGGGACUGCCAGGCCCCCCUGAGCAGACCUCCUGGCUCUGGGGAGACCCCAAUGUCACAAUCCUGGCUGGUCUCACCCCUGGCAACUCUCCCAUCUUUUACCGCGAGGUGCUCCCGCUCCACCGGGCACGCAGGGUGGAGGUGGUGCUGCUCCAUGGAAAGGCCUUUAACUCCCACACGUGGGAGCAGUUGGGCACGCUGCAGCUCUUGGCGCAGAGGGGCUACCGGGCCGUGGCCCUUGACCUCCCAGGUUUUGGGAACUCAGCACCAUCAAAGGAGGCAAGCACAGAGGCAGGGCGGGCAGAGCUGCUGGAGCAAGUGCUGCGGGACCUGGAGGUGCAGAAUGCCGUGCUGGUGAGCCCCUCCCUGAGUGGCCACUAUGCCCUGCCCUUCCUGAUGCGAGGCCACCACCAGCUGCAUGGAUUUGUGCCCAUCGCACCCACCUCCACGCAGAACUACACCCGGGAGCAAUUCUGGGCUGUGAAGACCCCGACUCUCAUCCUGUAUGGGGAGCUGGACCGCAUCUUGGCUCGUGAGUCGCUGCGGCAGCUCCGCCACCUGCCCAACCACUCCGUGGUGAAGCUGCGUGACGCAGGCCAUGCCUGCUACCUCCACAAGCCGCAAGACUUCCACCUUGUCCUCCUUGCCUUCCUUGACCACCUGCCUUGAGCUCGCCCACAGCCCAGGCCCCAGGCCUGGCCUGAACUUGGAGGAUCUGGACCAGCCUCCCACCAAAGAGGCAGAGCCGGGGAUUGGAGGACAGAGGCCAGAGGGCCAGGCCCAGUGAGGAUCUCUCAUUUCAUCUCACAGGCACAAUAAAAAAAAAAAAAGCAUUUUU
Messenger RNA from Equus caballus (horse), 1646 nucleotides. It is a transcript of the gene ABHD14A, whose product is annotated as abhydrolase domain containing 14A. Gene Ontology annotation, cellular component: cytoplasm. The record is from RefSeq and is a predicted model, not a curated record. NCBI's taxonomy places the organism in Eukaryota, Metazoa, Chordata, Mammalia, Perissodactyla, Equidae.